UCCACUGCAUCAGCACUCCCUGAGGAGCGAACUAGUGUGAAUCUCUCUCAACAAUACAAUGUCGUAUCCACGCAGUCAACUGCGAAACCUGGGUGUGUACUGAAGGUCGGGGAAGUUGUCUGGGCGUUGCAGGAAAACUCUCGCCUACUUAUGCUGAACGUUUUUCCCGAACAUUUAUUAACUGGUGGUUCUGAUCUGACGUUUGUCGAGCCUUCAUCCCAUAUACAGAGUCUAUCAGAUCGACAAGAUAAACACCUUUCCGAAGACCGUCACUUUGUAGUCGCUGUAGAACGUGAAGGCGACUGUGAAUUCUUUCUAAUGUUCCUGCUGGUCAUUUCCUCGCAUAAACAACAGGAUCGUUCCACAGGUAAGCUAUUCUGUUACUCUCACAUUUGA
Messenger RNA from Cooperia oncophora, 396 nucleotides. The record is from the annotation of a GenBank genome assembly. Lineage: Eukaryota; Metazoa; Nematoda; Chromadorea; Rhabditida; Trichostrongylidae.